Messenger RNA from Salarias fasciatus (jewelled blenny), 4891 nucleotides. RefSeq names its product RAS protein activator like 2 (gene rasal2). Gene Ontology annotation, biological process: regulation of GTPase activity. NCBI's taxonomy places the organism in Eukaryota, Metazoa, Chordata, Actinopteri, Blenniiformes, Blenniidae. The record is from RefSeq and is a predicted model, not a curated record. Bases 205 to 4389 code for a protein of 1394 amino acids. The transcript has 19 exons.
AAGACGCUUGCCAGCCACUCGAGCUGAGCUGUUCCUCUACGUUUGAACAGCUCCCCGACCAUCGGACUCUGGUCUUCACAAAUCUGCCAUAAGGGUUAGUAUGUCCAUGUUUGAGCGCAUUUAUUGGCGAACCAGCUGCGCCGGCUGUUUUAGAGGCCUCCAUCUGCUUCCUGCUGCCUGGAGGAGGCUAGCGAUUACCGGACCAUGAGUGAGAGUGGAGCAGUGCUUGAGGGUGGUGAGACUUCAGUCCAGGGUCCCUGCCGGGCUUCGGGCCGCUGCCGCUAUCACAGGAAGAACUGGCGCAGUCCCAACCCUCAGCCGCUGGACAGAUACAAGUGGAGCACAUCUUCCCCUCCUCACCUGCGGCAGUUCAGCACGCUCACAAAACCAGCGCACAGGAGCCAGGAUCAGCCUCACGGUGCCAGCCCGGCGAAGCCCGGCUCCCUGCGUAGGAUCGUCCCCUACCUCCGGUCAGUGUCUGAGCCUGGAGCCAGCGGCAACAGCCAUGAGAGGAGAGCCCUCCGCAAGGCGGGAUCAGACGCCGUGGAGAGAGCAUCCUCCAUCAGCAGCUUCAUCAGCUCGCUGUCUCGAAGGUUCAUCAGAGUCCUGAGGGACGAAGCGGACGCUGAAGACCGAGAGCCCGAUGUUAAGGGUCCUCCGGCUCACCGGUUAUCCUGCGGUCAGAGUCCGUACACAGACAGUGGCGCCUGGGAGAGGAAGUUCUGCAUCCUGACUGACAGCCAGCUCAUUCUGCUUAACAAGGAUGACGAGGCUGCAGGUGAGGCUCAGGAAAGCCCCACAGACUCGCAGAAGGGCCGAAGCCUGCGCAGGACCGUCAGCGUUCCCUCCGAGGGACAGUUCCCCGAGUUUCAGGCAGCAGAGGGCGCUGCAGUACUAGAAGUGUCUUCGGAGCGUUCUCCGAGGAGGAGGAGUAUUUCUGGCCUCGGGAGUUCAGAGAAGAGCGUUACAGUCGACAAUCCAAACUCGUCUCCCUUCAAAGUGCCGGGGUUCUUCAGCAAACGGCUCAAAGGCUCCAUCAAGAGGACAAAGAGUCAAACCAAACUCGACAGAAACACCAGCUUCAGACUCCCCUCGCUCCGGCCUCCUGAUGCCGACAGAUCUCGUGGGCUCCCAAAGCUGAAGGAGUCGACCUCCCAUGAGUCUUUGCUGAGUCCUGGCAGUGCAGUGGAGGCUCUGGACCUGAGCAUGGAGGAGGACGUGUUCAUCAAGCCUCUGCACAGCAGUAUUCUUGGACAGGAGUUCUGCUUCGAGGUGACGUACUCCGGCGGCAGCAAGUGUUUCAGCUGCACGUCGGCCUCCGAGAGAGACAAGUGGAUGGAGAACCUGAGGAGGACGAUUCAGCCCAACAAGGACAACUGUCGGCGAGCCGAGAACCUGCUGCGACUGUGGAUCAUCGAAGCCAAAGACCUUCCGCCCAAGAAGAAAUACUUCUGCGAGCUGUGUCUGGACGACGUCCUCUACGCCCGGACCACCAGCAAGACCCGCCACGACAGCCUGUUCUGGGGCGAGUACUUCGACUUCUCCAGCCUGCCCGCCAUGCGCAGCGUCACCGUGCACAUCUACCGCGACGUGGACAAGAAGAAGAAGAAGGACAAGAACAACUACGUGGGCCUGGUCAACAUCCCGGUGUCGGGCGUGACGGGCCGGCAGUUCGUGGAGAAGUGGUACCCGGUGAGCACGCCCACCACCAGCAAGGGCAAGGGCGGCGGCCCGUCCAUCCGCAUCAAGUCCCGCUUCCAGACCAUCUCCAUCCUGCCCAUGGAGCAGUACAAGGAGUUCGCAGAGUUCGUCACCAACAACUACACCAUGCUGUGCUCGGUGCUGGAGCCCGUCAUCAGCGUCAAAAACAAGGAGGAGAUGGCGUGCGCGCUGGUGCACAUCCUGCAGAGCACCGGCAGGGCCAAGGACUUCCUAACGGACCUGGUCAUGUCCGAGGUGGAUCGCUGCGCCGACCACGACGUCCUGAUCUUCAGGGAGAACACGCUGGCCACCAAGGCCAUCGAGGAGUACCUGAAGCUGGUGGGGCAGAAAUACCUGCACGAUGCACUUGGCGAAUUCAUCAAAGCUCUGUACGAGUCGGAUGAGAACUGCGAGGUGGAUCCCAGCCGCUGCUCCGGCGGCGACCUGCCGGAGCACCAGAGCAACCUGAAGAUGUGCUGCGAGCUGGCCUUCUGCAAGAUCAUCAACUCCUACUGCGUGUUUCCCCGGGAGCUGAAGGAGGUGUUUGCGUCGUGGAAGCAGCAGUGCGUGGCGCGCGGCCACCAGCAGGACAUCAGCAAGCGCCUGAUCAGCGCCUCGCUCUUCCUGCGCUUCCUCUGCCCCGCCAUCAUGUCGCCGUCGCUCUUCAGCCUGAUGCAGGAGUACCCCGACGACCGCACGUCCCGGACGCUCACGCUCAUCGCCAAGGUCAUCCAGAACCUCGCCAACUUCACAAAGUUCGGGAACAAGGAGGAGUACAUGGCCUUCAUGAACGACUUCCUGGAGCACGAGUGGGCCGGAAUGAUGCGCUUCCUGUCGGAGAUCUCCAACCCGGAGACGCUGUCCAACACGCCGGGCUUCGAGGGCUACAUCGACCUCGGCCGCGAGCUGUCGGUGCUGCACGGCCUGCUGUGGGAGGUGGUGUCUCAGCUCGACAAGGGUGAAAAUUCCUUCCUGCAGGCCACCGUAGCGAAGCUGGGCCCGCUGCCGAGGAUUCUGGGAGACAUCUCCCGCUGCCUGGCCGCUCCGACGCCGGUGCAGCAGCAGCUGCGGCGCUUCCAGGAUCAUAGCUCCGCCCACAACAUCAGCGGCAGCAUGUCGUCGGGAUUACAGCGAAUCUUCGAGGACCCCGCCGACAGCCGCAGCGACGUCCGCAGCCUGCAGUCGCCGGUCGGCGAGCUCAUGGAGGGCUACGGUCGAGGGCAGCGCCCCCUGCUGGCCCAGCAGCAUCCCUCCGUCCGCAGCAGCUUCUCGGACCCGGAGGAGCGAGACGCCCUGCUGCCGAACGGCCGCAGCAUCUCCCUGGUGGACCUGCAGGAGGCGCAGCACCCGCACGGCCCGGCGCCGCCGCCGCCGCACCACGAGGCCCCGCCCCGCCUGGGCCGGGCGGGCUCCCAGGCCUCCGUCGGACACGGCCCGCCCCCGCCGACCUUCCCCCACUCCAACCCCGUCACGCCGCAGCCGGCGCCGCACCAGGCCAGGGCGGCGGCGCGGGAUGCGCAGCCGCAGAGCGCGCCGCAGGCGCGGCGGCCGCUGCACCCGUCGCUCGGCCAGCAGCGCAGCCUGCAGCCGCUGUCCUUCCAGAACCCCGUCUACCACCUGAGCAACCCCGCCCAGCGCCCUGCCCACUCGCCGCGCCGGGACUCCAGCUCGGAGAACCUGAGCACCGAGAGCUCGCACAACAGCCACAGCAACUCCGACGACUUCGGCAGCCAGGCGGGGGUCAAAGGUCGCGCGGCCUCCAACAGCAGCCUGGACGAGCUGGGCAGCCGGCGGAGCACCCAGAGCGAGGACUGCUCCACGCCGCGCCGCCGCGCCCCGCCCGACCUGCCGCCCGGCGCCGCCACGGCCGUCGCCGUCCCGCGCCAGAGCAGCACGGCGGGCACCGCCCACAUCGUGAAGGUGGAGCAGCAGAGCCGGGGAGGGGGCGGGGCCCGGACGCCGCGCUCCCACCCGCACAGCGCGUCGCUCCGGAGCAGCAGCAGCGCCAACACCGAGCCCACGCCCACGGCGGCGCACGCCAGCCGCCAGCAGUCCGCCUGCUCCGCGGAGAACAUGGCUCCGCCCCCGAGGAGCGCCGCCGUCAAGCCGCCGCCUCCGGUGGCGUCUCCGGUGGAGGCUGUGGCGAUGUCCCCGGUGGAGCGCACGGCGGCCUGGGUCCUCAACAACGGCCAGUACGACGAGAAGGAGGAGGAGGGGGCGGAGCCGAGCCGGGAGGACGGCCGCAACACCGAGAAGUACGAGACGGAGAUCUCCCGGCUGAAGGAGCGCCUGCGGACGUCCGGCCGCCGCCUGGAGGAGUACGAGCGCCGCCUGCUGGCGCAGGAGCAGCAGAUGCAGAAGCUGCUGCUGGAGUACAAGAACCGGCUGGAGGACAGCGAGGAGCGGCUGAGGAGGCAGCAGGAGGAGAAGGACAGCCAGAUGAAGAGCAUCAUCUGCAGGCUGAUGGCGGUGGAGGAGGAGCUGAAGCGUGACCACGCCGAGAUGCAGGCGGUGAUCGAGGCCAAGCAGAAGAUCAUCGACGCUCAGGUCAGUAACGGAUGUGAAAUAAACCCAUCAGGAGAAGCGGAUCGGCUCUCUGGACGCGGCCAACUCGCGGCUGAUGCUGGCGCUGGCUCAGGUGAAGGAGCGCUACAGCACGCCCAGCCUCCGCAACGGCCUGUCGCCUAGCAACCCCACCAAGCUGUCCAUCACCGAGAACGGCGAGUUCAAGAACAGCAGCUGCUGAUUGGUCCCGCCGGGGCCGGAGGGGGGGCGGGGCUUCAACUAGAUUUAAAUAUGGAGAGUCUAUAAAUGUGUGUGUAAAUACUGAAGUUUGACCUGUUCAGUGUACAGAGUGUGUGUGUGGCUGAGAGAGAGUGUGUGUGUGUGUGUGCGCGCGUGCGCUGCGUCAUAGAAGCACAGUGAGGAAAAAAACCAAAAACAGAAAUUUACAUUUUCUAAUAGAAUUUUUUAUGGAUUUUAUUUGAAGCUUCUGGUUUUUAUUGAUUUCCUUUUGAGUGGAUUUUUUUUUGUUUUUUUGUUUUGCUGUUUCCGGUUUUUUUUUUUUUUAACCUGAUAACUCGUUUUCGGGUUUUAAUUUAUUCCUCCCCGUCGUGUUGCUGAUCUACUGAACAGACUCCUGGAGGAUCCGUCUGCUGUCACAAGUUCAAAUAAAAGCUGCCUGAAAGUC